Molecule: messenger RNA, 2280 nt
Organism: Dissoconium aciculare CBS 342.82
Lineage: Eukaryota; Fungi; Ascomycota; Dothideomycetes; Mycosphaerellales; Dissoconiaceae
Product: UV-endonuclease UvdE
Exons: 2
Coding region: 1-2280 (759 amino acids)
Biological process (GO): mitochondrial DNA repair; nucleotide-excision repair; response to UV
Cellular component (GO): nucleus; mitochondrion
Molecular function (GO): endonuclease activity
Source: RefSeq, a predicted model, not a curated record
AUGCCUGCGACAAAGCGUCAAAGAUCUGCUGUUGCAGCACCGACAAUCGCCCAGGGCGUUGAGAGCCCAGCGCCGCCAGCGAAACGACGAGCGGUUCGGCACAACGUGAGCACGGCUGCAUUGACGAAUCCCGAACUCAACAAGGAUGUCCUAGACGCUCCGAAUGCAACACGAGCGUCCCCUGAUAGCGAUAUCAAUGAGGAUAUCGUUCCAGGCCAAGUCAAGAGGGAAGGGUCUGCUUCAGAAAGUCCUCUCAGCGAUGUGCCACCUAUCAGUGAAUUCUCAACCAAGAAAACGCAACAUAGGAAUUUCAAGAAAACGGAGAAGGGAAGCGAGAUGGCUGAGAAUCCUGUAAAUCCAAAGAAGGGCAAAACGUCAGUAAAGAGCGAGGAGCCCACGAAGACUGCGACUCCAGCAAAGCGUUCGAGAGGGUCAAAGGCUGGGUCAAACGAGGGCUAUGAUCCGGAAGAAGACGGAAACGAGGAAGAGGUCGAUGAGGAAGAAGUUAAAGAAGCUGUCUCACGGCCACCGCCAGUCAACAGCGACUAUCUGCCCCUUCCUUGGAAAGGCAGGUUAGGAUAUGCUUGCCUCAACACUUAUCUGAGGAACUCAAAUCCUCCCGUCUUCAGCUCGCGCACAUGUCGCAUUCAGUCCAUCCUCGAGCACAGGCAUCCCCUCACAGAUCCCGAUCAGCCGGAGCAUCCUACGAAGAAUCGACCAGAUCGCAGCAAGCCCGCGAGUGUUGAGCUUGGGCAGAAGUACGUAGAAAGUCUGUGCCUUGCCAACGUCAGAGAUAUUUCGAAGAUGAUACGGUGGAAUGAACGAUAUCACAUCCGAUUUCUACGGCUGUCUUCCGAGAUGUUCCCGUUCGCAUCGCACUCGGAAUACGGAUAUAAGCUUGCGCCUUUCGCAGCCGACGCUCUUGCGGAAGCCGGCAAGGUCAUCGCACAAUAUGGCCAUCGCGUCUCUACUCACCCUGGCCAAUUCACACAACUGGGUAGCCCUCGAAAACAAGUCGUAGAGACUGCUAUCAGGGACCUUGAAUAUCACGACGAACUACUGUCGCUGCUGAAACUUCCUGAACAGCAGAACCGGGACGCUGUCAUGAUCAUACACAUGGGCGGAAUGUUUGAAAGCAAAGAAGCCACAUUGCAAAGAUUUCGAGAGAAUUAUGCAACACUUGCUCAAAGCAUCAAGAAUCGAAUUGUUCUCGAAAACUGCGACAUGGGCUGGUCAGUACAUGAUCUGCUCCCGGUCUGCGAAGAGCUCAACAUCCCUAUGGUUUUGGACUUCCAUCAUCAUAAUAUUGUGUUCGAUGCGGAUCAGAUCCGGGAGGGCACGAAGGACAUCAUUGACUUGUUUCCUCGAAUCAAGGCUACAUGGGAUCGUAAGGGAAUUAAGCAGAAGAUGCAUUACUCUGAACCGACUCCUCCGGCUGUCACGAAAACACAGCGCCGGAAGCACAAUCCACGGCCAUUCACGCUUCCGCCAUGUGCACCAGACAUGGAUCUUAUGAUUGAAGCUAAGGACAAAGAGCAAGCUGUUUUCGAGCUGAUGAGGAACUUCAAAUUGCCUGGGUACGAUUCCUUCAACGACAUCAUUCCAUACACUCGCAAUGACGACAACAAGGCUGCUCUGGCCGCCAUGAACAAGAAGAAUAACGACAAUGAUGAGCCCGAGCCUGUUCUGAUCGAAGAAUACGAAGUUGGCAUGGGUGGUCCGGAAGGCAGAGUUUACUGGCCACCAGGUAUGGAAGAGUGGCUGCGACCUAAAAAGCGCGAAGUGAAAAAGAAAGAGCCAGACACAAAGUCGAAAGAACAGAUCAAGAAGGAAGCGACUGCGGCUUACGAAGCGCGGAAAAGAGCCAUCAAGGAGGAAGAAGAGCAGAGCGACGAGCAUGAAUCAGACGUCGACGCUACACCAGCAACCAAGAAAGCGAAAGCAGCAAUGCGCAAAAAGGUCAAAGCCGAUGCACAGAAAGCCGCUGUAAAGGAAGCCGAGAAAGUCGCAAAGGAUGCUGCGAAGACUGCCAAAGUCUCUGCCAAAAAGAAGACUCCAGUCAAGAGAGCUCCUGCGGCAGUCCCGACACCAAGUGACAGCGAAAGCUUAGCUGGUGACCUGAAGUCCGAAAGCGACGAGAACGCUGUUGAUGAAGACGACGAUGAGACACCCCCUGUCACGCCCGUACCGAAACGUCAGACAGCCGCUGGCCGACGAGGCGCUGGUCGCUCGGCCAAAGGUAGAGUGAGUUACAACGAAGAGGAAGACGAAGAUCUUUAG